Molecule: messenger RNA, 1614 nt
Organism: Drosophila montana
Lineage: Eukaryota; Metazoa; Arthropoda; Insecta; Diptera; Drosophilidae
Product: transcription factor E4F1
Exons: 2
Coding region: 113-1267 (384 amino acids)
Cellular component (GO): nucleus
Molecular function (GO): DNA-binding transcription factor activity, RNA polymerase II-specific; RNA polymerase II cis-regulatory region sequence-specific DNA binding; zinc ion binding
Source: RefSeq, a predicted model, not a curated record
CAAAGUCGCCGUAUUUUGCGUCUUCAAUAAAACGGUCACACUGUUACGCUCUCUAAAUUCCAAGCGGCUGUGCGUUUCGUGCGCAACACGAUUAAAUUGGUUUUGUGUUAUUAUGUUAACUUUUGCAAAUAUUUCCCAGCUUUGUCGCAUUUGCCUGCGCCACUUGCGCCAGAUUAACGAGCAACAACAGCAAAAUGCCACUGCCGACAGCCAUCACACUCAGCGGAAUAAAGCCAGUUACAACUUGAAGGCGCUACCCAAUUUGGCCAAAAUGUUGAAUCAGUUUUUUGCCAUUGACGUAUUUCAGCAACCGGACACCUUUCCUCAGAACAUUUGCGCAUUGUGCUACAAUGCCGUGGAAUAUUUCCAGCAACUCUGCUGCGUCGCCGAGCAAAGCAACGAGAUGCUGAUGCGCCUGACCAUAUCCCUGACCGUCGACCAGCCGGAACGUCCGGUCACAGAUGAUAAUGCUGCUGAAAAUGCUGAUCACUCGUUGCCGUUCGUGAAAGCUGAGCCCACGGAUGACGAAACGCAACGUGAUCAAGUAUACGAUUACGAGCUAGAUAAAGACGCAGGGGCAGACGCUGACGUUGAUGCAGACGCAGCCGUAGAUGCUAAUAAUCAGAGCCUGGACUCGACAAAUGAUGAUGAGACCGUCAUGAGCUGUGCAGAGACAGACGCUGCAGCUGCGGCUGCGGCUGCCAGCAAACGCAAGCUACUCGCCUGCCAGCAGUGCGGCAAGCAGGUGUACAAGCUACCCUAUCUGGAGGCUCACAUACGCAGCGUUCACGAGGGCCAUCCGAAACCGUUCCUGUGCCGCAACUGUGACAAAGCAUUCACACGCUACGAACAGCUGCGUUCGCAUAUGCGCAAUGUGCAUCCCGGUGCUGCGGCCGCCACCGCAGCGCCCAGCGACGAAGUGGAGCUGAUCUGCGAGCAGUGCAAUCGCAGAUAUAGCACCAAAAAUGCGCUUGGCGAGCAUCUGAAGCGACAUGCACAGGAUAGGCCGCAUAUUUGCGAGCACUGUGGCGUCGCGAAGGUAACACGCACCGAACUGCUCACCCAUCUGCGUAUCCACAAUCCCGACUGGGAGAAGUUCAAGUGCAAGCAAUGUCCGCAGCUGUUCCGGCACAAAAGCGCCAUCAGCCGGCACGUCCGGGUCGUCCACGAGGGGCAGCGGCGAUUCCAGUGCGGUCACUGCCAGAAACGAUUCGGUACUCAUGCCUCUCAGCUGCGACACGAGCGCCUGCACAUUGACACGUUUUAAUCAAUCUUGGCUAACUAUAUAUAUUUGCCAAUGCAAAUUUAUAUACAUGUAUUUAUUCCAAUUGCUUAUAUAUAUUCCAAAAAUUAUUUUUACUUCUCUAUUUGUUACAACUAUUAUAUAUCAUAUCGAGCAUAUUGACAUACGUACACACACAAAGUUGAGUUAGCAAAACAAACUAAUGUUAUUAUAUUUUUUUAGUUAAUACAAUCAUUGUUUUCCCAUAUAAAAGCACAAUAUAUUCCAUUACCAUUGCCAAAAAAAGUAAGAUUAAAAGUAAAAGAGAAAACUUAUAAAAACUAAAUUAAAUUACAUACCUCUUUUGUUCAGACGGAAGUACAAAAACAAAA